ACACUAAUGCAGCUCAUGGUAAAUCGAGACUUCAUUCGGGAAUGACGUCGUUCCGAUGUGUGAGGCGGGAAAGAUGCCCCCUGGCUCCCCAUCCGCGGAUGAUUGGGGAGAGAUGUCGCAAAACUUGAUCCUGGACAGGAGCGGCGUGAAGCAGAUAACGGAUAUCGCGUAUAUAGUCGUGAGAAAGCUAACAGAGGGAAAUUGAACCCAAAUGGCGGGGAAGCUGACGGUGUCGACGUCUGCGCCGCCUGACUGCAUGUAUGCGCUUCUCGCGCGAACCGGGCGGCACGGUGAGGCACCAUCUGCAUCAUAUUACGAGCCCUGUAUUUGGUCGCCUUCGUCGUCUGCUCCCUUCGCCACUCGUAGCAACAAAGUAGCACCACGAUGUCUGAAGCGAAGAGCCCUAAGGCGGUCAGCUCGCCCCCUUGCGAAGAGGUCUCCCAUCGCGCCCAAAAACCAUGGCACUUCUGGGCCGUGUUCCCAGCCCUGUGUCUUUGCUCCUUCUUGACGGCCUUCGAUGCCUCCGUCGUCUUCACUGCGCUUCCAACCAUCGUUUCCGACCUGCAAUCCGGAGAACUAUACAUCUGGAUUAUUAACGCGUACACGCUUUCGAUGACCGCGCUGCAACCCCUCUACGGUCAAAUCGCGGAUAUCUGGGGCCGGAAAGUCACACUCGUGCUUGCGCUCAGCGCGUUUCUAGUAGGGAGUCUCGUAUGCGGCUUGGCGAAGUCGACGGUAAUGCUGGUAGUCGGGCGCGCGGUCCAAGGUAUGGGUGGUGGUGGACUGAGCAUACUGCCUGGCAUGAUCCUCUGCGACCUGAUUCCCCUGCGGGAGAGGCAGAAGUAUACCAGCAUUGUGUAUGGGGCUUUCGCCGUCGGGACACUUAUCGGGCCAGUCGCCGGAGGCAGCCUCGCGGAAUCGAUCGGGUGGAGAUGGAUCUUUUACCUUGUCCUCAUCAUUGGCGCGGUGUCGCUGGUCCUCGUGCUUGCCUUCCUCAGGCUGAAGCAUGGAAGAGAAGGAACGCUCCAGAGCCAGCUUCGUCGGAUAGACAUCCUCGGAACUGUAACCCUGACGGCGUCGAUUAGUUCGAUCCUGAUAUGCUUGACCUGGGCUGACGCGAAGUACCCGUGGGCGUCGUGGAGGUGCAUUGUGCCGCUUGUGUGCGGCUUCGUUGGCCUCGCGAUCUUCGUCUUGUUACAGGCAAACCAGCGCCUCUGUCCUCAACCAACAGUGCCCCUCCACCUCUUCAAAAGCUCAACCUCCCUUCUGGCAUUCCUGGUCACGUUGUUACACGGGCUCAUCCUCUACUGGUCAAGCAUCUGUAUACCUCUCUACUUUCAAGCCGUUCUCCUCACGACACCCAAACAAUCCGGAAUCAACAGCAUACCCAUGGCCGUGACUCUCGUUCCUGCCGGAAUCCUUGGGGGAUUCUUAAUCGCAAAGUUUGGACGCUACAAGCCAAACCAGAUCAGCGGUUUCGUGAUCAUGCUCAUUGCCCAGGGUUGCUUCUCGAUGCUUGGUCCGUCUUCUUCCACGGCUUCCUGGGCUGGCUUCCAGAUUUUGAUGGCGAUAGGUGCUGGCGUCGUCCUCACAGCCUUGCUUCCGGCUAUCCAAGCACCGCUGUCCGAAGAGGAUACCGCGGCUUCGUCGGCGAUGUGGGGGUUUGUGCAGAGUUUUGGGUUUAUAUGGGGCGCCGCGAUACCUUCAGCGAUAUUCAACAGUCGAUCGCGCAGCCUCGCCCAGGAAACGAGCAUAAUGGAGGUGAAAACUCUGUUAAAGGACGGCUCGGCAUAUGAGCAUGGUGUUCGAGCUUUCCUUAUUACUCUGAGUCCAAGUGCGAGGGAUGAGGCGAUCAGGAUCCUUAGCCAAAGUGUACGCUUCACCUGGAUGGUCAGCCUCGCGUUUACUGGCUGUGGGUUCUUGCUCGCUUGUUCGAUCAGGGAAAUUCCGCUGAGGACGGAGUUGGAGACGAAGUAUGGGCUGCGGGAUAAGGCGGCUAUUGAGGCCUGAGGAGUCGUGGGUUGGAGGAAAGCACACCACCUUCGGAGCAUUCGGAGAAUCCAUGCGACGAUGCCUUUUUUCAGGUCCCGAUGAGGGGUUUGUAGGGAUCUACAUGCAUGUAGAUCUGAGGGAACAUAAUUUCUCCGGCCGACAACGUCAAGUUCCACCAAUAGCGAGCGCCACACAUAGCU
Trematosphaeria pertusa is the source of this 2192-nucleotide messenger RNA. RefSeq names its product MFS general substrate transporter. Gene Ontology annotation, biological process: transmembrane transport. The coding region runs from base 385 to 2010 and encodes 541 amino acids. The transcript has a single exon. Gene Ontology annotation, molecular function: transmembrane transporter activity. The record is from RefSeq and is a predicted model, not a curated record. Lineage: Eukaryota; Fungi; Ascomycota; Dothideomycetes; Pleosporales; Trematosphaeriaceae.